CACGCUCUCUCUCUCUCCUGUCAGAGCAUUUAUUGCGGACGUUUUUCUCUUUCCUUCGUUUGAGAAAGAAAACGCCGUUCGGACGCACGUCCCUCUCCAUUUCUUUCCUUUCGAAUUUUUGAAUCUGAAAUUCUCUCUCCGCGCUCGUUCCCCUGCCGUCGCCGACGAACCACAUUACGGCCGCUGCUACUCCGGUGCUCGCUCGCUUCUCUCUUCGGGCUCGUUGCUGCUCCGUCGUUCGUUCCGCCAUUCCCGGGGUUGCAGAUGCAGCACGCGGAGGAGAAGCAGGCCUCUUCGAGCUCCCCUCAACGUCGGCGAGCGUCGCCCGCCGAGCGAGACCCCCACACACCGGAAGGCUCGGAGGCGAGGGUGCUGGAGAAGCUGGUGCCGUACGCGAAACGCGACGCCGACGGCCCUCCGCCUCCGCCGGUUGCCUCCGGGUUGAAUGGGACGGUGAGUGUGGACGAGUCCGUCGGUAAUGAUUUGUCUGCGAAGAAUCCUAAACUGUGUGCUGGUUUGUAUGAGCACAAAGGUUAUAAGAGCAAGUGCGAGUAUCUGAUCGCCAAUCCUGAGUGUAACGCCGGUGGGUUCUUCCAUUACAUUUCGUUCUUCUACUGUGAUUGCGAGAAAUUCACGGGUGUGGGGUAUGCCGUGCUGGCACUGUGGCUGGUUGCUCUGUUUUACUUGUUGGGCAACACUGCAGCAGAUUACUUCUGUAGUAGUUUGGAGAAGCUUUCUAGUCUUCUGAAGUUGCCGCCCACGGUUGCAGGGGUUUCUCUGCUUCCGCUUGGUAAUGGGGCUCCUGAUGUGUUUGCCAGCAUUGCCGCAUUUAUGGGGAAAGAUGCAGGGGCAGUGGGUCUCAAUAGCGUAUUGGGUGGUGCUGUUUUUGUUACUUGUGUUGUCGUCGGGGCUGUUUCUUUCUCUGGGGCAGAGCAGAGGGUCCAGAUUGAUAGGAGGUGUUUUAUCAGAGAUGUAUCCUUCUUCCUCUUCACUUUGAUUUGCCUUGGUAUUAUUUUGAUUGUUGGCGAGGUCAGUGUUGGUGCUAUUGCAUUUGUUUCCAUAUAUGGGCUCUAUGCCUUUGCAGUUGCCGCCAAUGAGAUGCUGAGGAAACAAUCCAGGAAAUUAAGGCUAGAUUCUGUUACGCCUUUACUUCCUGUCAGAGGAAGUAUCUUUUCUCAAGGAAGUGAGGAAGACGAAUCUAUUUAUGCCUCACUGAUUGAGUCAAACUCUGAUGGUGAUGUACCUCAUCUGCAAAGCGAGUUGCCGCACUGGAUGUGGGCUUCAAAUGUUGCAAUUUAUUCAAAUGAGGCUGUCAAAGUGAAUCCGGAUAGCCCAAAGCAGUUGUGGGGUUGGAAUGAUGAUGAAAUGGCCAAUGGAAAUUCUUCCUUCACAUGGUCGAAAUUAUUCUCUACUGGAGAUCCGCUGACACUACCAAGGCGGCUGACAAUCCCUAUAGUCGAGGAAGAAAGAUGGUCAAAGACAUAUGCUGUCGCCAGUGCUUCAUUAGCACCUAUUUUUUUGGCAUUUUUAUGGAACACGCAAGACGAUGUUUGAAAUCUGAGCAGAGAAAUCGCAUAUGCUAUUGGCAUAUGUGCUGGGGGCGUACUUGGUGUUUUUGCAUAUGUGUACACCAGAGCUGAUCAACCACCACGCAAGUUCUUAUUUCCUUGGGUCUUUGGAGGAUUCUUCAUGAGUAUAAUCUGGUUCUACAUAGUCGCAAACGAGCUUGUUUCUUUGCUGGUAGCGCUGGGUGUUAUUUUUGGCAUAAAUCCUUCUAUCCUUGGUUUGACAGUUUUGGCCUGGGGAAACUCUAUGGGUGAUCUGAUGUCAAAUGUAGCAUCGGCAAUGAAUGGUGGAGAUGGUGUGCAGAUUGCAAUGUCGGGUUGUUAUGCUGGGCCUAUGUUUAACACACUUGCUGGUCUGGGAGUUUCACUGUUUCUUGGAGCCUGGUCUAGUAGACCUGCAUCAUUUGUAGUCCCCCAGGAUAGCAGUCUAUUUUACACGAUGGGGUUUCUGAUGAGCGGAAUUCUUUGGUCACUCAUCGUCUUGCCCCGACAUGACAUGCGACCGAACAAGAUGUUGGGGAUCGGCCUUAUGUCAAUUUAUCUGGUCUUUCUGGUUUCAAGGUUAAUCACAUCUAUGGGUGUGGUCUCAUUGAAUGGUCUUAGUUGACGGUCAAGUCAUGAGGCAUGGAACUCUGGUCAGGGUAAUGUGUUUUAAAAUAUGGAUGCCCCCUUCUCGCCACAGAGACUGCUUUGUGCCUGUUGCCUGGAUCAUGUAGCUCAUUUUAGUGUUGCACAUUGAAAAAGUUACAUAAGAAUAGUUGAGCUGUAAGCUGGGCCUUAAGAAUGUAUCCAUUCGAUGUACAGUAUUGAAUUAUCUUUGUGAGAGUCCAUCAUCUCCAAAUGCUGCUGCUUUUUUCA
This is a messenger RNA of Eucalyptus grandis, 2423 nucleotides long. RefSeq names its product cation/calcium exchanger 4. The record is from RefSeq and is a predicted model, not a curated record. Gene Ontology annotation, cellular component: membrane. Lineage: Eukaryota; Viridiplantae; Streptophyta; Magnoliopsida; Myrtales; Myrtaceae. Gene Ontology annotation, molecular function: monoatomic cation transmembrane transporter activity. Gene Ontology annotation, biological process: transmembrane transport; monoatomic cation transport.